AUGGAUGUCGCUAUCGAAGCAUUGGCGAACCACAAGGGCAAUGUUCGUGAAGCUGCUGUUUUUCUGGUGAAGCAGGAACAGAAGCUUGCAAAGGAGAAGUUGGCAGCCCGGGACGCGGCCAAGAAAAGUGAAUCUCCGGCACUCCCAGCCCCAGCUGCCGAGCCGAAAAGGAGACAUAAGCAGAAGAAGAGUGCAGAGAAUAAUCAGAAGAAGACAGCCGAUCCUUUGCCCGCCGCAGCCCCAGCAGCUGAGCCCAUCACAUCCACGACCGACGAGCCUAAGCCGAAGGAGAAGAAAUGUGGAAAGAAGGACAAGGAGGAGGAGACACCCGAACCUUUGCCAUCCCCAACUGCCGAGCCUGUCGCACCCCCUAAGCCGAAGGAGAAGAAAGGUGGAAAGAAGGACAAGGAGGAGGAGACUCCCGAACCUUUGCCAGCCCCAACUGCCGAGCCUGUCGCACCCCCUAAGCCGAAGGAGAAGAAAGGUGGAAAGAAGAACAAGGAGGAGACUCCCGAACCUUUGCCAGCUCCAACUGCCGAGCCUGUCGCACCCCCUAAGCCGAAGGAAAAGAAAGGUGGAAAGAAGGACAAGGAGGAGACACCCGAACCUUUGCCAGCCCCAACUGCCGAGCCCAAGACAUCCCCGACCGACGAGAUUGAGCUAAAUGAGCAGAACUGUGCAACGAAGGACAAGAAGGAGAAGAAGGAUAAAAAGGAUAAAAAGGAUAAAAAGGGUAAAAAGGAGAAGAAAGACAAGGCAUCGACCGCUGAGCCGCACGAGAAGCGCAAAGCCGAAUCCUCUGAGGAGAAUCCCGUACCCAAGAAGCGUGCAACCGUGUCCACCGACACCCCGUCCCCUCGGCCGAAGAAUGACAGCCCCGAAAGCACGGAAAAGCAUCCCCAGGAGAAGCCUGUCAGAGACUUGAACCCUGAGAGCUUAGCUAAGUUCUUCGAUGCCGACACAUACCGGAAGCCUGAUGACAAGCCCAACAAGCUUAGCCAAAUGGAGCGAACCAUGACAGUCGCCAGCAUCCACCUCGAUUCACAGGAAGACUCUCAGGUCGAAAAGCAAGCGGCCCCACCUUCAGACAACGACCCAGCAGCAGCACACGCCGCGAGCCCGAAGGAUCCAUCAGCAGCAGCACCAGCGAAGACUGAAGCACUUCCAGCUGCAAACAAGCAGAGCCCAGAGGAGCACACAGCAUCGAACGACACGAGCCCCCCGAAUGGUCCACGUGGAUCCGCACCCGUGGCACCAGCACCCGUGGCACCAGCACCCGUGGCACCAGCACCCGUGGCACCAACACCGGUAGCAGCAACACCGACACCGGUAGCAACUGCAAAGGCUGCACAGGGCUCUAUGCACCCCGCAUUGGUGGCCAAAUGGAACGCAUCUGAUGAUGAUGCAAAGUUCGGUAUGCUCAAGGAAUGGAUGCUGAAUGAUGGCAAGCUUGGGGCCAUCCGUGUGGAGGAGUCGUACAAACGCAUCGUCGAGAAUACCGAGUCGGACCACUACGUCACCAUGACGGUGCUGCAACUAGAGAAGGAAUUUGGAGAUUCCCCUGAUGCACAAGAAUUUAUUGCCGAGCUCAUCUCCGGACAAAAGGGGGUUGCCCACCCUCAGGCUCCCAACGUGAAGAAAGCCCGUAUGUAUCGGGUGCUUCGGUUCUUGGUGGACGAACGCCGCAGAUCCAAUCGAACCGAGACGAGUACCACCGUCGGAGGGCUUGUUACUGAUGAUGCUGCGAAGAAGAGCAUCGCUGAGAAAAUCAAAGCUCCAUUGGCUGCCAUGGAAGGUACGGAGUACUUCGACCGAGAGACGGGAAGGAUCAAGCUAAAAAAACCAAAGAAAGAGCCUAAGGAGACGACUGCAGAAGAGAAGAUGGUUUCGGAUUACCGUGGGCUGAUCAGAAAGUUCAAGAGCUUCGAUGAGAAGAUCACCGUCGAGGGCUGCUUCAAGAAGAAUUUGAGUGCUGAGCAGCUGAAGCCCUUCUAUGACAAGUUCAUGGCACAGGCUGUUUCAAUCGACGACGAUCUUAAGGAAGAUGUCUAUGGGAUGGUGGAGGAGUUCUUGGAGUUGAUUGAUGUGAACCAAGCAUUCAAGCUGCAUUAUGUGCUAUCACGCGGAUCAACCUGGGAUCACAAGCUCUUGCUCAGCUGCUUCGACAACAACAGUGCUGGAGAAUCAACUGCUUCUGAAAUCGAUUGCUGGAUUUGCUGGGGAUUGGUUUGUGCUUUACUAGAACUGACGGCCAAAGCUGCGGAUAGCCCCUGGGCUGGUGGAAACCAAGAAAUUCGAUUGGCAGCUGCCUAUACGGAUUUUGCAGCUGCUUGCAAACGUGAGAAGAUCAGAGUCAAUCGUUAUGGUCAAGUGGCUGAGAUAUGUGACCGUGGAGCUGGCGAGCCGGAGGGCUCCUGA
Molecule: messenger RNA, 2418 nt
Organism: Symbiodinium sp. CCMP2592
Lineage: Eukaryota; Dinophyceae; Suessiales; Symbiodiniaceae
Source: the annotation of a GenBank genome assembly